CUGAGGUGAAGAAAAGGUGGUGUGAUUUUGAGUAUUCUGAGCAUUUGGAAGGAAGCCAGACAUGUCUUUGGAUGACAUUAAGAUGCAAUCCAGUGACUUCCUGGAGAAGGAGUAUGUAGACAGCGGGGGCUUCGGGGAGGUGUCUUUGUGUUUACACAGAUCCCAUGGACUGAAAAAGGUGUACACGGGGCCAAAGCGCAUGGAGCACAAUGAGUACAAGCUGAUGCACAAGCUGAGGCACCAGCGUGUGAAGCUCCUGGGAAUCAUCAUAGACGAGGGGAACUACUCGCUCGUGAUGGACUACAUGGAGAAGGGCAGCCUCAUGCACGUGCUCGAAGCCAAGACCAGUAUCCCCCUUUCUGUGAAAGGAAGGAUAAUUAUGGAGACCAUUGAAGGAAUGUGCUAUUUACAUGGAGAAGGUGUAAUGCACAAGGACUUAAAGCCUGAGAAUAUCCUUGUUGAUGACAACUUUCACAUUAAGAUAGCUGAUCUUGGCGUUGCUUCCUUUAAGACAGGGAGUAAGCUGACUAAAGAGGAACACAAUGAGCAGAAGAAAAUGAAUAGUGCUUCUGAGAAUGGUGGCGCCCUCCAUUACAUGGCCCCUGAGCACCUGAAUGAUAUCAGUGCCAGGCCCUUGGAGAAGUCAGACGUGUACAGCUUUACCAUAGUCCUGUGGGCAAUAUUUGCAAACAAGGAGCCAUAUGAAAAUGCUAUCUCUGAGCAGCAGAUGAUAAUAUGCAUUACAUCUGGGAACAGGCCAGAUGUGGACAUCAUCAUCGAAUACUGCCCGAAGGAGAUUAUCAGCCUCAUGAAGCAGUGCUGGGUGGCAGAUCCAGAAGAGCCGCCAACAUUUGCCGGUAUUGAAGAAAAAUUUAGGCCUUUUUAUUCCUGUAAUCUUGAAGAAUAUGUAGAAGAAGAUGUGAAGAGUUUAAAGAAAGAGUAUCCCAGCCAAAAUGAAGUUGUGAAGAGAAUGCAGUGUCUCCAAAUAGAUUGUGUAGCAAUACCUCCAAGCAGGUCCAAUUCAGCCACAGAACCGCCCAGUUCGCUGCAUAGUGCACAGGGAUUCAGGAUGGGUCCUGUGGAGGCAUCCUGGUUUGCUCCCUCCCCAGAGCACCAGCAGGAGGAGAAUGGGCUCAGACUGCAGAAUAAACUCCAGGAGGAAGCCAACUAGCAUCUUUUUGGCAGCUGCAUGGACAAACAAACAAAACAGCAACCCAGACAGAAUGUGGCUUACAACAGAGAGGGGGACAGGAGACGAAGAGUCUCCCAUGACCCUUUUGCACAACCAAGGCCUUACGAAACUGUUCAGAACCCAGGGAUAAGUGGCCUUGCUUCUUCCGAUGCAGCCAGUCAUGGUAAUGCAGUACACCAACCAGUUGGACUGACCAGCGAAGCCCAAGUACCCCACUGGAACAAUGGACCACAUAGUCUGCUUGGUUUUAGAACAAGAUCACUGGGCGUGGGAACAGUAGGUUCCCAAUUUUGGUAUAGGCCAAAUCCAAGCCAUAUGCCACACCUGCAUAAAACUACAGCUGAGACCAACCUACUGGGAAACAUGCCCACCAUUCCAUUCACCUCCCUGACACCAACAGUUGAGGCUGUAAAAUGUUCCAUUUACAACAGUGCUGGCAUUCAGAUUGGAGACAAUAAUCAUAUGGAGGUUGGUGGAGUGAGUUUACCAUUACUGGACAGCACAUACAUGAACUUGAAAGAGCCAGCUUCGAAGUAACAACAUAUCCUUGAUAAUGCCGCUAGUCUGACUGAUAAACACCUGGACCCAGUCAGGGACAAUCUGGGAAGGACCUGGAAAAGCUGUGCCUGUAAACUGGGCUUCACUGAAUCUCAGAUUGAUGAACUUGACCAUGACUGUGAGCAGGAUGGAUUGAAAGAGAAAGUUUACCAGAUGCUCCAGAAGUGGCUGAUGAGGGAAGGCAAUAAGGGGGCCACAGUGGGAAAACUGGCCCAUGCUCUCUAUCAGUGUCCACACGUAGACCUUUUGAACUCUCUGGCAUGUAUCAGCCAGAACGAACUCCAGAAGGAGCUUUGGCAGCGUGAAGUAAACCCCUCACUUAGUGGGUAUUCCACUAAAAGUGUGCUGCCUCACUGA
Molecule: messenger RNA, 2107 nt
Organism: Molossus molossus (Pallas's mastiff bat)
Lineage: Eukaryota; Metazoa; Chordata; Mammalia; Chiroptera; Molossidae
Product: receptor-interacting serine/threonine-protein kinase 1-like
Biological process (GO): signal transduction; protein phosphorylation
Molecular function (GO): JUN kinase kinase kinase activity; protein binding; ATP binding
Source: RefSeq, a predicted model, not a curated record